AUGUCGAGUUUUCGUCAAUUCGUUUGGGACCCGACACUUUUAAUUAGUCAAAUGAUAUGCCUACAAUCGAUUUUCUAUUUUGUGCAAACAAUUUUGUUGAUCAGUUUUGGAUUUGUCGGAUAUCAACCGUUUUUAUCCACUAUUUUUGCACUUCAGGUGAGGUUUUUUGGUCAAAAAUCUGAGAUUUCAGCUCAAAUUUUGCAAUUUUCCAGGCCCAACGACUAAUGGCAGUGAUUCAAUUAAUAUCCACAAUUGGCGUUUCUUUUGGAUUGGCGAAAAUUGUGCAAAGAGCAAAACAAUGUCUUGAUUUCGCAUGCACCGCCCAUGUUUUUCACUUGAUUUUGGUGAUUUUGUAUAAUCAGAGUUUUCCGACGCAGUUUACUUGGUGAGUUAUUUUCUGAAUCAAAAAUUUGAAUUUUUGCGACAAAAUUUUAAAAAGAUGGCCACGUGGAUAUUUGUUGGAAUUAAAUAAUGUCUGUUAAAAUGUUCUACAGAAAAUUAAAAACUUUUUGAAACAGUGAGAUUUUUUUGCUUAAAAAUUUAAUAAUUUUUAUAUGUUUGUCUGGAAAUUUGACAGGAAAAUCUGGAGAAAAAAUUUUCCACCUAGAUUUUUUGAUGGUAACAAACCAAUAUAAUCAUAUUCAAAAAGCUUUGAAAAAUAUUAAUAAAUUUUUGAAACAGUGAAAUUUUCGAAAAUAAAUUUUUUCACAGAAACUUCAAAAAUUAAUUUUGAUUUUUUCUAAAUACAAUUUUAAAAAACAGUGGAUUUUUUGUGCAAACAUUUUAGAAUUUUCAAUGCCAAACUCUCCGUGUAUUGUAAAAAUAAAUCCCCAAAAAUAUUCAAAAAUUCUCUGAAACAGUGAGAUUUUUUAAAACAAAAUUAAUUCUUGAAUUUUUUUGGAUCAAUCCAGAAUUUUCCCAUAUUUUUCUAGUUUUCAAAAAUCCCAAAUUUUCAAGCCAAUGAAAUCCUAUUCAAAAUUUGAAUUCCAAAAAUGAAAACACAUUUUUUCCAGGUGGAUCCUUCAAAUAAUCUCCGUCACAAUUUGCACAGUUUUGGGUGAAUAUUUGUGUAUGCGCUUCGAGACCCAAGAGAUCAAAUUAGAAGGCGGACCAUCGAGAUACGAUUUGUGA
This is a messenger RNA of Caenorhabditis angaria, 1131 nucleotides long. NCBI's taxonomy places the organism in Eukaryota, Metazoa, Nematoda, Chromadorea, Rhabditida, Rhabditidae. The record is from the annotation of a GenBank genome assembly.